GAAAAUAAAUUACAGAAUCAUAUACCGGUAUAAAAAAUAUUAAAUAUAAUUAAAAAAAAUUUUUUAACGAGAUAAGUUAUUACAAACACCAUCCAGAAUGUUUAAACAAAAAUUAAAAUCUUUAGAUUAUAUGUUUUGGGAUAAGGUUAAUGCUAAUGAUACUGAGCAUUUUCGAAAACUGGUCAGUUGGUUAGAAGAUCAAAAAAUAAGACAUUACACAAUUGAAGAUCGAGCUGGAUUGAGAGAAAUCAGUAAGCCUGACUGGGAUAAAAGCUUUGAUAAAUUUAUUUUGGAUGUGGGAUGUCCAGUUACUACUUCUAAUUUGGAUAAACUUGAAUGGUUGAUUGGUCUGGCUGUAAGACUUGAAUAUGAAGAUAAUUUAAAUAAAUAUCAGAAGGUAACGAAAAAUAAGGAAGCAGAUGCCGCGGUGCCUAGUAUAAAGUCAACAAAUCCUUUGGAUAAUUUAGAUUUUGAAAGCAAUGAGUUUAAGAAUCGAGUCAACGCGAUAGCAAAAUUACUCAAAGUUGCGCAACAUCCAGAUCACCGUGUGACACUUGAAGCUUGUAGUAAGUAUGUAACUCAGAGAUUAAAUUCCAAUGCGUUGAAAAAUCCGUCGAGUGUUGUGAUAAAAGGGAAACCAUUCCCAAUAAUAGAGACUGAGAUGGGUCUCGACAUGGGUGACAAAGUAUUGAAUAACACUGCAAAAGCGCUCAGUUUGUUGUACAUCCAAGAUCUGAGGAAUCUCCAAACGGGAAUCAAUGAAGCAAUUGUCGCCGUACAAAAUAUAACCGCGGAUCCUAAGACUGACACCCGAGCUGGAAGGGUUGGAAGAUAGAUUUUUUCAUACGUACUCUUCAUCCAGCUGCCAACAUCACUGCUUAGUUUGAUUAUUUUCUAAAUUAAAUCUUUAUGGGAAAAUAAAAAACGUGCUCAUAAUUAAUAUUAAUUAAACUUACCGUACAAUUAAAAUCAAUUUUUAUAAAGCACUACUUAAAUUUUAAUACUCUAAAUAAUAUUCAUUUUAAUUUCAUUUCAAUAAAAAUAGACUAGUCAGUUACGAAAAGUCAAAUUUUUAGUACAGGAAAAAUUGAGUCAGAAUUAAAAUUGUAACGUAGUACUUUGAUAAUAAAUAUUUAUUAAAUUUAAAAUUACAGAUGUUGAUUGAGUGAUCGCAUGGAAUUUCAGACAAUUGUACUUAGAAUAUUUGGCAAUUUUAAAAAUACAUAAAAAUAAUUGAGAAAAAAAGUAAAUUGCAGUGUAAACAA
Cotesia glomerata is the source of this 1265-nucleotide messenger RNA. RefSeq names its product RNA transcription, translation and transport factor protein. Gene Ontology annotation, molecular function: RNA binding. Gene Ontology annotation, biological process: tRNA splicing, via endonucleolytic cleavage and ligation. The record is from RefSeq and is a predicted model, not a curated record. Bases 98 to 835 code for a protein of 245 amino acids. Gene Ontology annotation, cellular component: tRNA-splicing ligase complex. The transcript has 4 exons. NCBI's taxonomy places the organism in Eukaryota, Metazoa, Arthropoda, Insecta, Hymenoptera, Braconidae.